Penaeus chinensis is the source of this 2588-nucleotide messenger RNA. Its product is annotated as aminoacyl tRNA synthase complex-interacting multifunctional protein 2-like. The coding region runs from base 139 to 2157 and encodes 672 amino acids. Gene Ontology annotation, molecular function: aminoacyl-tRNA deacylase activity. Gene Ontology annotation, cellular component: aminoacyl-tRNA synthetase multienzyme complex. The record is from RefSeq and is a predicted model, not a curated record. NCBI's taxonomy places the organism in Eukaryota, Metazoa, Arthropoda, Malacostraca, Decapoda, Penaeidae. The transcript is spliced from 11 exons.
CGGACCCGAAAGGGCAUUUGAUCCUAAGCAUCUCCCCCUAAAACCUUAUACACAAAUAUAACAGGAAAGACACCCAUUGCACCGGCAGUGCUGUGUGAGUGCUCAAGGGAAGGAUACUCGUUACUUAAUCUCUGCACAAUGUCGGUUGCAACGCCCAUGUAUGAAUUGCCAAAACAAGUGCAAAUGCCCAGUGCCGUGGAAUUGCCGGGGUGCAUGUACAAAAUGGAACCACUGAACCGGUUUUCGAGUAAAGAUCUCGCACCCUCAUAUUAUGGAUCCACGUGUACAUCGGCCGCUCUUAUCCAGGGGAGUUCUGCAGAUGUAGCAGCACUGGAAGUUCGGCAAGAAACAGUGCUCCAGCGCCUGCGUGACCUCAAAUUACAACUGGAUAAGCUGCAGUCAAGCAAAUUUUCCUCUUUGUCUCCAUCUAAAAGCAACUCCACUGCCAUUGGUGCUGCAGCUCAGUCCUCGCCCCUAAAGCCAAGUCUCGGAGAGAAACAGGCCAUUGUACUGAAGGUGAUGGCUGCCGUCUCAGACCAUCUUCAAGAACUUGGUUCUUUGCAAUUCCACGACAUUGAGCAGGAAAAAGAAAUGGAGAGUGUGGUAGAUGUGAAAGAUCAGCACCACUCUAUUUUGUGUAAAUUAAGUGCCUUAAAAACUGAAUUGAGUAAAGUGUCUGAGCUACAUCCGAAACUAGUGACUUCUUCUAAGGAUGAAAGAAUUGCAGAAAAGCAGAAAAGUAUUUUGAAGGUGAUACGGGCACUCAAGGAAGAAGUUCACCGUAUUGCUGAGCUCCAGGAGAGAGAGAAGGAAUGUUCCACAAAACUGGAUGUAAUCACCCACCACAAGGAAGUCUUGAAGAAACUUGCAUCCCUCCAGGAGGAGUUGGUCAAGUUGUUGAGGGGUCUGCGUGACCUGUCAUGGGAGACUGGAACCGUACAUGAUUUGGUGAUAUCAGCCAAUCCUAGCAGGCCCCCAUACUUUUUGGUUCUAUUAAGAAAGCUUUUAAAGGAUGCUGGCUAUCCUGUUUAUUCAGUCAACCAUCUGCACUCUUCUGUUCAUCAUGUUGAUGAAUCUGUACGAGGAUGCUUCUCUGAUAAGCCACUUGGAGACCGAAACAAGCAUAACUUGGCUUUUACCGUUCACUGGAAAGAGGUUGAGGCACCAAACUUGAUGGUGAAUCCCUUGCGGCAAACUGUAAUAUCUGGAGAAGCCAACAUUACACGCUACAUAUCUCGACUCCUGCCCCUAAGUUCUUCCUACAAUUAUGAAGCAACAGGAACCUUUUCCUCCAUUGCGGAGACAGACAACCUUCUAGAUCAGUUAGCAGCUCAGGCAGCCAGCAAAAAUAACAAAGAACGACAAGGUGCACUCAGACAGUUAAAUGGAAGGCUUGGAAAGACUUCUUGGUUAGUCAACAAUGAAUGUGGUAUUGCUGAUGUAUUCUUGUGGUCUGUGCUGAAGCAAGGAGGCCUGAAUGUUGGAGCUCCUGCAAACGUUGAUAAGUGGUACAAAAAGGUCGAUGCCAUGGCCAAGCUAGAAAUAAAUACGUUGAACUCUCAGAAUGAUACAAAGAGCAAAUCAUCAUCACAGUCCUUUACCCCAGUUCAAACAAUGAAGAAGUCAGAUAACAAAAACAGCCUGACCUCUUGCAAGACUGAGUUUGUUGAUAGAAAUGGCCUAGAAAAGUACCUGAAGAGCUUAAACAUACCAUAUCAGGUACAAGACCAUGAAGAAGUCUUUACAGUGGAUGCCCUCAUGAAGAAUGUGAGUGCAAUGCCUGGCCUACACAUGAAAAAUCUCUUUCUGAAGGACAAGAAGAAAAACCUGUAUUUGCUUUCAGUUCGACACAAUGCUGAGGUAAAGCUUAGUGAGGUUGGAAAACAGUUAGGCACUAAGGAUUUAAGAUUUGGAGAUGAAGCCAUAUUGUACAGUACCCUUGGAGUAAAACAAGGGUGUGUCACUGCCUUUGCACUCCUCAAUGACCACAGUCACCAAGUCAAGUUCCUGCUGGAUUCAGAAGCAUUUAAUGACUGUCACCCUUUUGUCAACUUCCAUCCCAUGUCGAAUGCUGCAACCUUAGGAGUGGCACCAAAAGAUUUGAAGAAAUUUUUGAAUGCAUCUGGACAUGAACCGACAUUGCUAACAUUUAAUUGAAAUAGCCCAAUUUAACAUUGUAAAGAGCUAUGAAUUAGGUUGAUUAGGAAAACAGCUUUAAGCAGUUAUAAUAAUAAGUGAAUAGAAGUUACGUUGUGAAUAGAAGUUGUGUUUUGUAAAGAUUUUUUUUUUUUUUAUAUAUAUAUAUAUAUAUAUAUAUCUAUAUGCCAUGGUUGUAUAGAGAAAAUCACAUGUAAAAGGUUUGCUAUUUUGAACAUGUUAUUGAUUGUCAGAUUUCACAUUUUUCCUCAUUUUAAAUGUGAGGGUGAAAAAAUUUGUAUUUGCUCAAGUGCAUCAAGAUUCCAUGCAAUACCAUGCUUUAUUACAAUCCAAAUUGAACUAGGGUUUUAUUACAAUAUGAAUUUUUCACUUAUUCUUAAUACAGUGACUUGAUAUUUGGCUUCCACUGAUUAAUAAAUGGUUAUUUAUGU